AUGGGCAUCCCCGUCGCGGCGGCCAUUGUGGUCGGCUUGACGUGUUCUUUCAUCCAGUCGCUUGGCCUCACGAUCCAGCGCAAGUCACAUGUGCAGGACGAGCUGAAGCCGCCCGAGGAGCGCGUGCGCGCUCUCCGUCGCCCGCUCUGGAUCAUCGGUUUCCUCGUCUACAUCAGCUCGAACGUCUUUGGGUCCGUGUUCCAGAUCGGCGCGCUACCUAUCGUCGUGCUCGCGCCGCUCGGCGGAGUGUCCCUGCUCUGGAACUCUCUGCUUGCGCACUUCCUCCUUGGCGAAGGCUUCUCCAACGCCAUGAUGGCCGGCACGGUACUCAUCGCCACUGGCGCCGUGCUCAUUGCCGUAUUCGGCGUUGUGCCCGACGAGAACCACAGUCUGGACGAUUUGCUCCGGCUCUGGGCGCGCGAGCCGUUUGUGGUGUUCUUCACCCUCGUUUGUCUCGCUGUCACGGUCACGCUGGUUUCCGCGCAUGUCGUCGCGUGGCGCACGAGAGAUAGGGGCAUCAAGCUCGCCGUCGAGAGCGAUACGACCGAGCCCCUCAUCCCGCUCGCGAGGGGGGGCGAGGCGCCGGUGCAGAAGGCGGUGCACUUUACGACCCCGACCGAGGAGCGCGUGAACCGCACACGUACGCUGGUCGGACUCGCCUUCGCCGCUGCGUCGGGUACUCUCUCGGGCCUCUGCCUCGUGCUCGCCAAGGCCGCCGUCGAGCUCGUCAUCACUACCAUCGAGUACUGGCGCACGGGCAAGGGAUCCAACGAGUUCACGCGUCCGCAGACGUGGUUCCUCGUUCUCGGCUUGGCCAAUGCUGCAGUCCUGCAGCUCGUGUACCUCAACUACUCUCUGACGUUUGCCUCGCCCGCACUAGUCUGUCCGCUGGCGUUCUGCUUCUACAACCUCGCAUCAAUCUUCGACGGCCUCGUGUUCUACGACCAAUUCGGGCGGCUGUCGGCACACCAAAUCGUCCUGGUCACUCUGGGAACCGCCGUGCUCUUAGUGGGCGUGUGGGCCGUAUCCAACGCGCAGCCCGAGGGCGUCGAAGUGGGCACCUUUGCAGACGAGUGGGAGGAGGAGGCGCUCUGCGACGAGCCCGAGUGCACAGAACACGAAGAGCUCGUCCGCUCCCCCGAAACCUAUGCCUAUGACCCGCCGCCGUCGCCCACGCACCGCCGCCGGUCGCGCUACGGUACGCUGCAUGAGUAUCAGCGCGCGCCGGCCGGAUUCGCGUUUGGUAUCGGCGCCGCGUCCCCCGGUUUCGCGCUGCGCUCCAACUCGCUCUCGGGGGGCGAGGGCGUACAGCUGCGCAGGGCUCGGAGCCAGUCUGAGGGGCCGGAGGGACACGCCGCACACGCCGCGAGUCCCCUGUCGCCGAGGGGCGCCUCGGCGGCUGCGUCAGCGGCCGCUAUUGCCGCGUCCGCUGCUGCUGCCUCAGCCGUAAGAGCAGGAGCGGUGGGAGAGGGAGUGGCGCAAGAGCCGCACCCGACGGAACAGGAACCGAGAACGCGGCACACGCGCGAACCGAGCGCGCAUGGAGAUGAAGUGCAGCCGUCUCCCGGGUGGAAACUGAGGCUGCCGUGGAAGAAGAUCAGGCUGUAG
Molecule: messenger RNA, 1608 nt
Organism: Trichosporon asahii var. asahii CBS 2479
Lineage: Eukaryota; Fungi; Basidiomycota; Tremellomycetes; Trichosporonales; Trichosporonaceae
Exons: 2
Coding region: 1-1608 (535 amino acids)
Biological process (GO): magnesium ion transport
Cellular component (GO): membrane
Molecular function (GO): magnesium ion transmembrane transporter activity
Source: RefSeq, a predicted model, not a curated record